AUGAUCGUAGUGUAUAUACGAGAAUUUCCCGUUCCGGCAACUUUGGCUAGUAACGACGACAUUUCCUUCUACGCAGGUGCUGGUCGUAGAUUUCUCAACACCAAGAAAAUAACCAGGUUUGGUAGAAGAGGAGAGAUGCCAUUCCUCGAGGGUCGAAGUCGGAUCACCUCAUCACGCAAGCGCUCCCUCUCUCCAACCGCAGAUCACGACCCUCCCUCACCCCCAAAACGCCAUAAGAUAUCCUCCAACAAUGACGAACCACCACCUCGAGAACCAGAACCCGGCUCCUCCUACCUCGAAAACCUCCCCUACGAACUAAUAUCCCGCAUCUUCGCCUCCUCCUCCAACCCUCACCUCCCCCUAACCUCCCGCACCCUCUUCCACACCUUCGAAUCCAACGCCUCAACCGACACCCACCUCAAACUCUCCUUCAUCCUCUCCAUGUGUGGCCAAAAACACCACGUAACACGACGAUUCUUGGAGAAAGGUUGGUUUCGGAAUAUUUUUGGGGUGGAGGUGUUAGAGAUGUAUGAGCGGAGUGUGUUGACGCCGUACGCGUAUCGGGAUGCGACGGAUGGUGGGGGGAUACCACCGGUGGGCGUUGUGACGAGGGUUGAGAAGGGGUAUAUGAGGGUGAAGCCGCCUGAGAUUCCUGACAGACUAUUUCGUGAGCCACGGCUACAGGAAAAACUCCUCCUCCUCGAAGCCCUCAUUAACCGCAACUUCACGAUCUCCCGACACAACCCCUACCCUCUCACAAACCUCCUCCGCCUCCCAAACCCACCACUCACCUAUGUCCGUCUCCUCCUCACCCACGGCGGCUGCAACAUUCACGCAAGCUCUGACGCAGCGUUAUUACAGUGUGUCAAAAUGGGGAGAUUCGAGUUGGUGAAGAUGUUGGUGGAGGAGUUUGGGGCGGAUGUUAAUGGGAAGGGGGUUUUGAGGAAGGCAGUGGAUGGGGGGAGGAGGGAGAUGGUGGAGUGGUUGAUGGGGAAGGGGAGUGUGCCUGGGGUUGGGUUGUUGUUGGGGAUGAAGGGGUGAGCUUCAACAGUCGUGCAACAUGAGCGAACACGCCAUCACGAAGAAGCAAUGAUAGACACGGGCACGGACGUGGAGUUACGGCUGCACUUGGGGCUGGGGCUGGACGGGACGCGCAGAGUGAUGACACA
Molecule: messenger RNA, 1169 nt
Organism: Saitoella complicata NRRL Y-17804
Lineage: Eukaryota; Fungi; Ascomycota; Saitoellomycetes; Saitoellales; Saitoellaceae
Exons: 1
Coding region: 1-1041 (346 amino acids)
Source: RefSeq, a predicted model, not a curated record